Molecule: messenger RNA, 636 nt
Organism: Trichogramma pretiosum
Lineage: Eukaryota; Metazoa; Arthropoda; Insecta; Hymenoptera; Trichogrammatidae
Exons: 4
Coding region: 1-582 (193 amino acids)
Source: RefSeq, a predicted model, not a curated record
AUGCGGACGCGGACACCACUACUACAGCUACUACUGGCCAUUUGCUGCUGUUUCUUCUGCUGCUCCGCUUCCAGCAUAACGAACCAAGACGCCUUGAAGAAGCUGAAGAGAUACUUCGUCUUCCCGCAGGGCAGCAACAUCCAGGUGGUCUACUGUCUGACCAUCGGCGCCGAGGGCCGGCCCGACGGCGACCUCGUGCUCGGCCUCACCGCCGCCCUUGCCUACGAGCUGCCAAGCAGCAUAAGCGACGACGCGAUCAACGACAAUGUCCUGCAUCGGCGCAGUCGAGCCGCCGUCUAUCCGAAAAUCGAGGCCUUCCUGCAAUCAACGGGUCUCGACGGCAGAUCCUGCGUCAUGAGGGCACUCUGCGAGGCCGGCACGAGGCAUCCCAGUCAGCGGGGCAGCGGCAGCUUCGUCCAAGAGCUACUUCACGCCAUUUUCACGCUGAGACAAGACGGUGGCAGCUUCGACAGGGAGGAUCAUCGGGAAUACGACGAGGCGGCGACGGCGGCACACGAGGCUAGAAAUUGCGCCGAGCUCUAUCCAAGCUGUCAGCAGUCCAUCUACGAGUUGGACUUUUGACGAUAAAUUAAUCAAUAAAUAAUAUAUUUUUUAAGGUGUCGCAAAUAUCACACU